AUGUACCAUGAAGGUGGUAGGGAGGUCACGGAUGGCCUCGUCGAGCAAGUCGCAUGUCGCGAUGGUGGUGUCCAUGUUGAAUGCCCGAAAGAAGCACGUAAUGCGAUGAACGGCCACUAUGAAGUCCACGUCAAGUGGCUCGGCCUGGAUGCCGAGGAGUCGCCGUGGGUGCUGGUCGAGAGGUUGCUUGAAGAUAUCCCAGUCAUAUUGCGCAAGUGGUGCGACACCCAAAUGGAUGAAGAUCAUGUCUCGGACUAA
This is a messenger RNA of Aphanomyces invadans, 258 nucleotides long. RefSeq lists its product as hypothetical. The coding region runs from base 1 to 258 and encodes 85 amino acids. Lineage: Eukaryota; Oomycota; Saprolegniomycetes; Saprolegniales; Verrucalvaceae. The record is from RefSeq and is a predicted model, not a curated record. The transcript has a single exon.